GUCGUAAACACCCACUUCAUUUCUUUACUCUUUCUGUCUCGAGCGCUCAGCUUCUAACUACCUGGGCGCGUGCUCUCUGUGUGAGUCUCGACAGUUGGACAUACAUUUCGUUGGAUCUUUGCUCCUACAAGUUUAACGAGACUUCAGCCUCUCCUCUAGCCAGGAAGCCUGCCCUGCAGCCCUGCCCUCCGCAGCAUGGACUAUUACACGCCCCAUCCCAAUCGCCGCCACAACCCUGUGGACAGCAUCUGCCGCAAACUGCAGACCAUUCAGUGGCGCGGUGAUCGAGAGCCCAAUUCACCUUUCCAAAUUCCCAAACUCUCCUCCAGCAAUUACGACAGUCCGCAGAGUGGCCUCGGGCAUAACCUGGAAACCAUCCUGAAGAAAAGGACCCCCCACAGAGACCAGGGGGAGAGGGGGAAGGGGAGAGGGAUGGGCACUGCAGCAGCUUCCCAGAGGAGCAGCCUGGGUUCCACCCCAGCAUGCAAACCCUCCACUCCAACUAACGUCACGUACACUGUCACUAGCACUCUGGGUGAGAGGAGAGGGGCGGAUGGGAGUGAUUUAAGACAAGUUAAGACCUGGCAGAGUUAUUGUUCGACGCCCACAGGCCAGUCCAAAGAGUCCCCUUACUUUACAUUCACACGAGGACCCCAGUCGGUGCAGCCCGAGAGCAGGAGCCCACCCCUGUGUCGUACCUUCAUCCCAAACCAGAGCACCCUCUCCUACAACCUCAAUUUCAGCUCAGCGGACACAGGGAACUCCACAGGGUGUGAGCUGCCCUACCCGGCUCUGGUUGUGAAAAGACUGUCCAUGGGAGAUGGAGGCUCAUCCGUGGCCUCUGAACACAAGAAGGAGAAUAUGGCAGAAAUCAGCCUCAUCUGUGAGGAGAAUUUGCUCGAUACCAUCUUCCAUGCCUGUGACACGCAGCGUCGAGGUAAAGUGUUCGUGUCUCACAUCGUGGACUACCUGCGGUACACCACCAGCCGCGGCUCAGAAGACAGUGGACUGGAGAACCUUUGCAACAUGCUCGAUCCAGAACACAAAGACGUCUCCAUCGACCUGGAUACGUACCACGCCGUCAUGAAGGAGUGGAUUGAUGACUGCCGCGACACUGGGGAAGAGACAACCGAUGACGUCACUCAGGAGGACGCCGUCAAACUCAGAGACAGCCUGUCUGCCAAGAGGUCCAUGUUGCUCAAUAUGACCUCAGGAAGCUUGGAGGCCUUUGGAGGGGAGGCGUCCAGAGCAGAAUUCGAGACUUCAGAGCUGGUUUAUUGUGUUGCCGACCUUCAGAUGAGCAACCAAAAGCUUGAGGAUGAGGUGAGGAAGCUGAAGCAGGUGGUCGAGGGCAUGGAGGACAGCAACCAGAAGCUGGCAGAGGAGAACGAGGAGCUACGCUAUCAGGCCAGAGUUAACCAGCAGCUGGCCCAGAAGGAGAAGAUGCUGAAGGACGAGGUGGAGGAGAUGAAGGCCACUCUGAGCUGCACGGAAGAAGGCAGAGCUCGCGCCUCCGCACUCAGCAAACAUGUGGAGAGAGAGAACCAGAGUCUCAAUGCCAGGAUUGCGUCUCUUCAGGAAGAGAACUUCAAGGUCACCAUGGAGGUGGACGAGCUUCAGAGGAGAAUAAAGGACCUGUGUGACAUUAACACUGACCUUCAGCUGCAAAUCCACUCUUUUGAUGCAGUCGUAAGUGAAAAGGAAGCUGUGAUACUAGAGAGGAGCAGACAGAUAAACGAGCUGAAGUCAGCGGUGGAGGAAUACUCCUCCAUCACAGAGCUGCUGAGGGCACACAAGAGCAAGCUGGAGAACCAGAUGCAGAUGAUGCUCCCAGACAUGUCUGGGGCUGGUCUGUCCUUGUCGGUGGCCUACAGGUUGAACCAGAGCAGCUCAGGAUCCCUGCAGACAGAACUGGCUCUGGCACAGUCACCACUGGAGGCCCUCCAUGGGACUGACCAUUUAUCCACCACUAUGAGCUUUGUCUCCCCACUGGAUGAGACGCUGGACAGGGAGGUGUUGAUGAUGCUGCAGGGACCCAACCCUGAACACAUGGCUCAGGAGUUCAAGAGCCUGCUGAGUAAACUGAAAAGGGAUUUCAGAGAAGAAACUGCCUCCAUCUUAUCUACAGCGAGAGGUCUGCUGGACGACCGCGCACAGCCAGCGGGCAACGCAGACGCCUCUCUCCAGAAGGUGCAGGCCGAGCUGGACGCGAGGAGGGCAGACUGGGCCUUCAGCCUGGACCAGCUGGCCCAGUACACAGACUCGCUGGAGAAAGAGCUGAUCAAAAUGGCCAGUAACAUGAGGAGGUCCCGCACUGAGAUCCUGCACCUCUCAGUCAGGGUUCAGGAGCAGGACAACCAGAAGCGGCAGCUGUGUGAGGAGCUGGAGCAGCUGAAGACACCUCAGGACAGCAGAGAGGCCUCAUGCCAGACACCUGCACCAGAGGAAGAGCCCGGCGAUGACUUGGACUGGGAUGAGGAGUUCGCCCUUCAAGACUUCCUGAAGAACGAGUUAGCAGAGAGGAAUUGCAGAGAACAGGGCGGGCGAGCGGACAGAGGUGACGAGGAAGACGGGGAGGAGAAGUGGACGGUGGUGGACACGGCUGGAGAGGGAGUAGUGAGGGACACGUCCACUCCUCUGUCUGCGCUCUCUGGGAAGACCCAGCCUGAGCACGGAGCAGCAGGUCAUGGUGAGUGGGGACACGAAGACUCUACAGCCUGUGCUGAGUCACAGCCGGAUCUGAACUGUCCGUCUCUGCAGGAGGAGGCAGCAGAGCCAUCGAGCGCCCACUCACAAGCUGUCAGCAUUGGACACCCAGAGGCGGAUGCUCUCCCUGAUCUGUCCCACUCAGAGAACAAUGCCGAAGCUCCUGAGACUGCAGAGUCUCCCUCCUGUGGUCCAGCCCAGAGUCUGAGCAGCUCACCUGAACCUGACCAGACGGUCACACUUAGUAACACCCCUCCCACAGCAGCGCAGAUGGUUCCUCCCGACAGCACAUCAACUGGACCAGAUGAGACCAUUACCCAGAAUGAGAGCACCCAGCCGAGCAGUGAGGACCACAGAGGAGGAGAAGAAGAGAAAGAAGGCGACUCGAGCACAGGAGCUAUGAGUCGUACUAAGAGCCUGAGCCUGGACCAGUCUGUAGACCGACCCGCAGCGGAGGACAGCUCGUGUCUGCUUCCUGUGUUGGUUGAAGAGGAGGAGAGCAUGCAGGACGGUACAGCCGAGGUGCCAACAGUAGCUGCCAGCAUGGAAGGGACAGACCGGCUCACCAUCAGUGGAGCGAACACCUUCUCUGACAGCAGCUCUCCUCACUCAGGAUCGUCCGUCACACAUGCCAGCGUGACCUCUGAUCCCAGCCAAUCGGAGGAUUGUGCAGCCAAACAAGACUCCCUCCCCCUCUGUGGCAAAAAUAAGAGGGAGCUGGAGCGCUCACGAAGUAUGGAGGUCAUCGAGGAGCACAAGGUUCAGGAGGAGCAAAGUGAGACCAGCGUGGCCCCCGACAAGGAACCUGAGAUGUCACUGAUUUCAGAGAGCGGUGGCACCGCCACAGCGAAGAAGAACAGCCUGUCGCCUAACAACAAGGAGAUCGAGGCCGACUUCCAGCGUCUGGCAUUAGGUUUUAAGUGUGACAUGUUCACCCUGGAGAAGAGACUCCGGCUGGAGGAGAGGUCACGUGACCUGGCUGAGGAGAAUGUCCGCAGGGAGAUAUCCAGCUGCCAGGGCUUACUGCAGGCUCUGACUCCUCUGUGUGAGGACGACACUCAGUCCAUGGAGAUCAUCCAGAGGCUCCAGAAGAACCUGGACAUCCUCAUCCAGUCCAUGACCAGAGUGUCCAGUCGCUCCGAGAUGCUCGGAGCUAUUCACCAGGAGAGUCGUAUCGGUAAGGCUGUGGAGGUGAUGAUCCAACAUGUGGAGAACCUGAGGAGGAUGUACACCAAGGAGCACGCCGAGCUGCUGGAGCUGAGAGAGGCGCUCAUGCAGAACGAGAGGUCGUUUGGAUCGCAGACGGAGCGAGAUGAUUUCCGUGGCAAGAAGCAAACAACGCAGUACUACAAGUCAUCCACCCGGCGGGUCAGCAUAGCAGGGAUCCCCCGCUCUGGUGGUGCAGGCAACAUGCAAUUUGACAUGUCCAAAACACAAGACUGCUCCGAGGCUGAGGCGGAGAGACUGACCAGGCGAUCCCCAUGGAAUGUGGGAGGGAAGAGCACUGCGCGCCCCCCACUUAAGCGAUUUGUUAGCUCUGCGGCCUGGGUUGACACUGAAGAACCCUCUCUCUUGAUGAAGGGGACGGCCUACGAUAACUCAGACUGCCAGUUGGAGGACGAGCAGAAGAAGGAGCCGGUGGCAGAGAGGAGGAGGUCCAGUCUCAGUGAGCUGGGAAGCAAACUCACCUCCCUCAUUCUGCCCCUCAAGACUCCGAGCCCUUCCACCAGCCCUACGUCCACAGACCCAGGAGUGGCCCAGUCUCUGUCCCACAGCCUGACCUCUUCCCGGGCGGCCGCCGCUGCAGCUGUAGCCAGAGGUGGCCGGGGUCUCUGGCUUUGGUUGGCGAUGGUGGUGGUGCUAGCAGGUCUCCUUGCUCUGCUAGCCAGCCUGGUGAUGCAGCCAGCGGUGGAUGCAGCCCCUGUGGGGACCGGAGACUCCUGGAUGACCAUCCAGCAGCUGCUGUGGCCCUACACAGGGCUCCGGCAUAACGGACAGCCCCCUGUCUAGCCCCCGAGACCCGGGGUGGAUGGUGUUACUGCCCUCUGCAGAAAUUAUCUGGGCACUGGGGUGGUAAUGUAGUACGGUGUACCACACCUGAGCACGGAGGCUGUUGGGAUGUUUACUGGUGCCGAAAACUUCCUAAAACAAGACUCAUCGACAGCGCAGGCCUCGGGAUAGUUAACCCUCUGGAGGAUUUUAUGCAUCACAUCACGUUUGCUCAAUUAGUUAGUGUUUGUGUGUGUGCUUGUGUCUGUGUUUUAAGAGAAGAAGCAGUUACAGGUGGUGGAAACUAAUCUCUUACAGUGGGCUGAUCAACAUUCUGUCUGAUGCUGGCAACCUUCUACCCGGACCCUUCACCAUCUGUCCAAUCAGGCUCCAUCAGUCAUCAGAGCUGGAACAACGUUGACCAAUCAUGUCACAACUUCAUCACAAUGACGGCACUGAAUCCACCAAGUCAUACACUGGGCGCUGUGCAGUUUUCCAUUGACAAACAUCAUGGACGAUGGCUCGUGCCUCAUGGCUUUAUAAACACAUUUCAUGCACUUGAGGAAACUGUGGACUGCCCACCUUUUUUUAAUGGAAUUUUGAAGAGGACAUUUUAUAACCUUUAAGUCUAAGCACUGGUAAUAACACUUUCAGUUUAAGUGUUUUUAAGUGUUUGAAAUCUAUAUUUAUGAGUUUGUUAGUUUUGAGUGGGGAUAUGUGAAUAUCUGUUUAUUUUUGUUAAGUUAUAAUUCUACAUUGUUAGUCUUUACACCAAAGGUUUUUAUUUUAUUUUCCUCUUAAGUUCUUGCUGUGUUUGUCACCGUUUUCAACUUCAUAUUCUUUUGUAUGUUCCAAAGAUGUGUGAAACUUUGCACAAAUAAAGUAGCAAAUUCUACAA
Molecule: messenger RNA, 5593 nt
Organism: Cottoperca gobio
Lineage: Eukaryota; Metazoa; Chordata; Actinopteri; Perciformes; Bovichtidae
Gene: lrmp
Product: lymphoid-restricted membrane protein
Exons: 39
Coding region: 196-4716 (1506 amino acids)
Cellular component (GO): endoplasmic reticulum membrane
Source: RefSeq, a predicted model, not a curated record